Molecule: messenger RNA, 733 nt
Organism: Solanum dulcamara
Lineage: Eukaryota; Viridiplantae; Streptophyta; Magnoliopsida; Solanales; Solanaceae
Product: nuclear transcription factor Y subunit B-1-like
Exons: 1
Coding region: 1-585 (194 amino acids)
Biological process (GO): regulation of transcription by RNA polymerase II
Cellular component (GO): CCAAT-binding factor complex
Molecular function (GO): RNA polymerase II cis-regulatory region sequence-specific DNA binding; DNA-binding transcription activator activity, RNA polymerase II-specific; protein heterodimerization activity
Source: RefSeq, a predicted model, not a curated record
AUGGAGAUGAGCAUGGAGCUGUCUGCUCAUCUCAACCAGGAAGUUGAUGAAUGCAUCAUUCAGGAGCAAGACCAAUUCAUGACAAAUAUGGUCGAAAUCAUGCACAUGAGCCUUCCUCCCCAUACUAAGAUAUCAGAUAAAGCCAAACAGACCAUGAAAGAAUGUGUCUCUGAGUUCAUAUGCUUUGUAACAUGCGCAGCCUAUGAUCAUUGCCAGCGUGAGCAACGCAACACUAUUACUGCUAAAGACGUGCUUUGGGUCGCGAGCAAGUUUGGUUUUGAUGACUAUAUGGAACCAUUGACUUUGUACUUGCAUAGUUAUCCUAAGGAUGAUGGUGGUGAGCCUGGAUCUCGAAGAAGGGAGACUUUGUUGAAGCGUCCAAUGGUUGAUCAAGCUCCAAGCUGCAACAUCAUGCCCUAUCACCUGCCUCCUAAUUUUCCUGUGGCUCAUCACCACUUUGUGUAUCCACCAUUGAUGAGAAAUGGUGAUAUGAAGGGGGAUGCAUCAACUGGAAGCACUUCUCACUGUGUAAUGGCUUUAGUGGAUAGUGAAGUUGAGUCUCCUGCGGAGGAGGAAAAUGAGUGAUAAAUUUCUCUAUUGAAGGAAUUAAGUUGUUGUUGAAACUUCAAGAGCAGUGAAGAAAGUAGACUAUCUUUUCUAUGUUACCUAAUUUGUGACUUAUUCACAAUCUAGGAUAGUUCUUAUUUUUAAAGUUUAAGAAUGUGUAACUAAG